Molecule: messenger RNA, 1530 nt
Organism: Helobdella robusta
Lineage: Eukaryota; Metazoa; Annelida; Clitellata; Rhynchobdellida; Glossiphoniidae
Exons: 13
Coding region: 1-1530 (509 amino acids)
Biological process (GO): lipid modification; phosphatidylcholine biosynthetic process
Cellular component (GO): membrane
Molecular function (GO): 1-acylglycerophosphocholine O-acyltransferase activity; lysophospholipid acyltransferase activity
Source: RefSeq, a predicted model, not a curated record
AUGACGGACGAUGGAAAAGGAGAAAAUGAGCAGGCAUUUAGAUACAUGUAUCAACUGGCCGACUUUCUGCAAACGUCGGAUAACGCCGUCCGCAUUUUUUUAUCUCUGCUCUUGGGAUAUCCAUUGGCAUGCAUUUACAGAAAAUACAUUCUAGCACAAUCCCCAAUGAUUCAGCAUCUCUUCUUUACAUUCUUUGGUCUCGGGUUGUGUUAUUUCAAUUUUGGUACAGAUGUGAUACAUUCUAUCAUAAAUGUUGCACUAAUUUAUGUUACACUGUUAACUGUCGGUGGUUCUAUGUUGUCUGUCAUUCUUGCUUUUGUUAUCAACAUGGGUUAUUUAUGCAUUGGCUAUUAUUAUACAAUGAACGAGAGUUAUACGAUAAAAUGGACAACGCCACAUUGUGUUCUAUGUUUGAGGCUCAUUGGUCUGGUUUUCGAUGUCUACGAUGGUGCAACCAAUAAGGAAAAACUGUCCGCAGACCAAUUAGAAUCUUGUCUACUGAAGAUCCCAUCGUUGUUAGAGAUCUGUGGUCACACUUACUGUUUUGGAGGCUUUCUUGUUGGACCCCAAUUCUCAAUGAAAAAGUAUCUGGACUUUGUUAAUAGAAAACAUUUAAAGGGACCAAAUGAUAAACCAAACAGCAUCAAACCAUCAGUCCAUCGUUUAAUGAUUGGCAUGCUUUAUGCGGUAAUCUACCAGCUGACCAAUCCCUACCUGCCAGAUUCUGCCCUAACUUCAAAGGAACUUUUAGAUUCAUCAUCAUUCCUGUACAAAUGCUUCUUCAUCACUCUCUGGUCUAAAUUCAUGCUGUACAAGUACAUUGGGGUUUGGCUUAUCUCAGAAGGUGCCUGCAUUCUCAUGGGCCUCUCAUACAAUGGCACGGAAAUCAUCCAGAAAAGCGAGACGAAAUCCGGCGGCGUCGGGAACGGAUUAGGGAUCAGGGAUGUGCGUGAAAAGUGGGACGGGUGUAAGAAUGUAAAAAUUGUAGAUUAUGAGAGAGCCAGCAUGUGCCAGGAUCUCGUUUCGUCGUUUAACAUCAACACUAAUAAGUGGAUGGCAAAGUACGUUUUCAAGAGGUUAAAGUUCAUAGGUAACAAGGAUUUAUCCCAAGUGGCGACCCUGGCAUUCCUGGCUCUCUGGCACGGAUUAUAUUCCGGAUAUUUUAUGAACUUCUUCCUGGAGUUUUUUCUCAUAAAGUUUGAGAGAGAGUUUACUCAAGUUCCCGCCAUAAACAACCUGGUGACCUACAUUAGAGGCAUGCCAUUGGGUCAUUUUGUAAUCUGGGUCAUCAAGAAAGUUCACCUACAGUUCAUUCUCGGCUAUUCCCUUGUAUCAUUCUGUCUCUUCACUUACUCAAGAUAUUUGAAGGUCUACUGUUCCGUCUUCUGCAUUGUGCAUGUCGUCCAUAUGAUCCUCUGGCCAGCAUUUUUCUACUGGUACAAGAGUAUGAACAGACCAAUCAAAAAACUCGAAUCAGACGCGCCAAAAAAAGUUGAAGUAGGUGGCACCGGUGAUGGCAAGAUUUCAUAG